UUUCCGGCAGCGUCGUUGGACGUGGGGACUGAGACGUGUGGAACCGGUGUUAUCUACUGAGCUUUUUCCAGGCGUGCGGGGACAUGGCGGCGGCUUUUCGGAAGGCGGCUAAGUCCCGGCAGCGGGAACACCGAGAGAGAAGUCAGCCUGGUUUUCGAAAACGCCUGGGACUGCUGGAGAAAAAGAAAGACUACAAACUUCGAGCAAAUGACUACCGGAAGAAGCAAGAAUACCUUAGAGCUCUCCGGAAGAAGGCUCUUGAAAAAAACCCCGAUGAAUUCUACUAUAAAAUGACUCGGGUUAAACUCCAGGAUGGAGUUCAUGUUAUUAAGGAGACUAAGGAAGAAGUAACACCAGAACAGCUGAAACUGAUGAGAACACAGGAUGUCAAAUAUGUAGAAAUGAAGAGGGUGGCAGAAGCGAAGAAAAUUGAAAGACUAAAAUCAGAGCUCCAUCUGCUGGAUUUCCAGGGGAAGCAACAGAAUAAGCAUACAUUUUUUUUUGACACCAAGAAAGAAGUUGAACAGUUUGAUGUUGCAACUCACCUGCGAACAGCCCCGGAACUAAUUGACAGAGUCUUUAAUAGACCCACGAUAGAAACCUUGCAGAAGGAGAAAGUGAAAGGAGUUACCUAUCGAAAUGGAUUGAAGCAUAUAGCUAAAGAGAGGCAAAAGCAGUAUAGCUUCCUGACACAGAGGAUUGAGCGUGAGAAGAAAUUGUUCGUGAUUGCACAGAAAAUUCAAACACGCAAAGACCUUAUGGAUAAAACUCAGAAAGUAAAGGUGAAGAAUGAAACAGUGAAUUCGCCAGCUAUUUACAGAUUUCAGAGUCGUCGAAAACGUUGAAGUGUUAUGGAUAUGAAUUCUGUGUUCUUUUUCCAGUAACUAGAGAUUCCAUUAAUCUAAAUGAUGUGGUUUUCCUGUUUGUAACCAUAAUAUAUAGAUCUGACAUUUGAUAUAUUUCUAUGAGCAGCAUAAAUGCCCCUCCCCCCCAUCUG
Messenger RNA from Condylura cristata (star-nosed mole), 997 nucleotides. It is a transcript of the gene UTP11, whose product is annotated as UTP11-like, U3 small nucleolar ribonucleoprotein (yeast). The record is from RefSeq and is a predicted model, not a curated record. Lineage: Eukaryota; Metazoa; Chordata; Mammalia; Eulipotyphla; Talpidae. Bases 84 to 845 code for a protein of 253 amino acids. Gene Ontology annotation, biological process: rRNA processing. Gene Ontology annotation, cellular component: nucleolus; small-subunit processome. The transcript has 8 exons.